CGCAAGGCCCGCAACACGCGCUUUUUUCUUUUUACUUUAUUUUUUUUUAUUUUGCUCCUCCGAUUUUCGAAAUUCCCAUGUGAACCUUUCUGUGUGCCAGCCCACACACACCAUAAAACACACUACUCAUUCAUCAAACCCUCUCACUCCUUUAUUAUUUAUAAAUCUCGCAUUCUCAUAAAUCACACAUUCAUCAAACCCUAUCACUCCUUUAUUAUCUAUAAAUCUCGCAUUUCUCAUUGUAGUAGACAUAUUGUCAGAGGACUCUGUUAGUAAACAAAGAAGAAGAAAUGGAGAAAUUCCUGGUUGUACUGUUGGCUCUAUGCGUGGUACCCUCCAUUGUUAGCGCCAGUUUCAAUGGCGAUCAGUUGAUGCUGAAGGGAUCCGUAUACGGCGACACCUGCCUCUGUGGCUACGAGACCAAAGCUUCCAGACCACUCGCUGCUGCGGUUGGUAAAAUUCUGUGCACAAAGAGGACGGACCCUACUCAAGUGACCUACCAAAAGGAGUUUGUGACCAAAAGCGACGGCACCUAUGAAGUCCUCAUUGAUGGCGACUUUGGCAAUGAUGUUUGCAAUGUCAUUGCUGUUAAGAGUGCGGAUCCGGAAUUUGGCAAGCCCAGCUCGGGCCGUGACCAGGCCCGUGUCAUCCUCACCCGCAACAAUGGCAUGAGCACCAAUGUCAGGUUUGCGAAUGCCAUUGGGUUUGACAGGUCAAGCCCGUUGGACAUCUGUGGUGAGAUCCUGAAGCAGUAUGAGGAGACCGAGACCAAUGUUUGAGAAAGUUAAAUGUUUGAGAAAGUUAUAUGAUUUGGGGGCUACAUGAUUAUUAAUUAGUUUUUUUUAAUAACAUUUUUAAUCUUAUUGUUAUACUGUUUAUGUUUAUUUAUCAAUCUAUUGAUUAUGUUAUGUUUGUUUAGUUUGUCGGUGUUUUUAUAUGGGCCAAAUUGUUGUGGUGUCAUCUCACUCACUAAAUUGUGAUUUUCUGGUAUUUACAGAACUUAUAGCUAUUUAUCAUCUCAUGUGGUGUUAUCGUUGUGUUCUGUUAUUUCUUGGACUUGUUAUAUUUUUAUUGCAAAUGGAGCUGGAAGAGU
Striga asiatica is the source of this 1093-nucleotide messenger RNA. The record is from the annotation of a GenBank genome assembly. Lineage: Eukaryota; Viridiplantae; Streptophyta; Magnoliopsida; Lamiales; Orobanchaceae.